Colletotrichum higginsianum IMI 349063 is the source of this 729-nucleotide messenger RNA. Its product is annotated as polysaccharide deacetylase. Gene Ontology annotation, cellular component: membrane. Bases 1 to 729 code for a protein of 242 amino acids. The record is from RefSeq and is a predicted model, not a curated record. The transcript has a single exon. NCBI's taxonomy places the organism in Eukaryota, Fungi, Ascomycota, Sordariomycetes, Glomerellales, Glomerellaceae. Gene Ontology annotation, molecular function: hydrolase activity, acting on carbon-nitrogen (but not peptide) bonds. Gene Ontology annotation, biological process: carbohydrate metabolic process.
AUGGCUACCCUGCUGGCCCUCCUCACCCUGGCCGUCCUACUGGUCAUCCCUUUCUACAUCAUCUACAAGCCCCCGGCAUCUCUCAUCGACUAUUUUGCGCGACGAUGGCCCGACGUGCUUUGGCAAGUCUCGACGGACAAGAAAAUCAUCGGCCUGACGAUUGAUGAUGCGCCGUCCCAGCACACCUCCGAGAUCCUGAGAAUACUCAACGAGAACGACGCCCGUGCAACAUUCUUCCUCAUUGGAUCGCAGAUGAAUGGUCGCGAAGAAGACCUAGAUGAUAUCAUCAAGUCCGGAAGCGAACUCGGGAACCACGCCAUGCAUGACGAAGCUUCGCGAUCCCUACCCGACGGACAGCUGGAGUCGGAAAUAUUCGAGGUCAACAGGAAGAUCAAGGUCGCAUACGAAUACCAGAACAAACCGAUGGUGGCCAACUACUUCCGACCGGGCUCGGGCUUCUUCAACGACAAGAUGCGGCGACUGGUCGACAAGAUGGGUUACAGGAUGGUUCUGGGCAGCGUAUACCCACACGACGCCCAGAUCAGUUCUUGGCGGAUGAACGCCAACCACAUCUUGAGCAUGGCCCGCCCGGGUGCGAUCAUAAUCUGCCACGACAGGAGGAGCUGGACCAUUCCCAUGCUGCGGAGGGUCCUUCCGGAGCUCAAACGACGUGGUUACAGCAUCAUGAGCCUGACGGAGCUGCUCAAGGAAGUCGACACAGGCAAAUGA